CCCCGGGGCUGCGGCAGCGCCCGGCGGGCGGCUCGGGGCGCUGUGGGGCUGCGGCAGCCGCGGCCCGGCCCGGGACGGCUCCGUCCCGGCCGCCUUCCCGUCCCGGCCGCCGCCAUGGCGCUGUGCGGGGCUCUCCACAGCUUCCUCUUCGAGUACGACACCCCGCGCAUCGUGCUGAUCCGGAGCCGCAAAGUGGGGCUCAUCAACCGCGCCGUGCAGCUCGGCAUCCUCGCCUAUGUGAUCGGGUGGGUUUUUCUGUGGGAAAAGGGUUACCAGGAAACAGACUCUGUGGUCAGUUCUGUAACCACGAAGGUCAAGGGUGUAACACUGACAAACACAUCCACCCUGGGGGCCAGGAUCUGGGAUGUAGCUGAUUAUGUCAUCCCUCCUCAGGGUGAGAACACUGUGUUUGUCAUGACCAAUGUGAUCCUUACACUGAACCAGAGCCAAGGCCACUGCCCGGAGCUCCCAGACGAUCAAACAAAGUGCGAGGUGAAGAACAACUGUGUUCCAGGAUAUGUCAGCACCCACAGCAGUGGCAUCCAGACUGGGGAGUGUGUUCCAUACAACAACAGCAUCAAGACCUGUGAAGUCUUUGCGUGGUGCCCUGUGGAGGAUGACUAUCACAUACCCAAGCCAGCGUUCCUGCGAGAAGCUGAGAACUUCACCCUUCUGGUGAAGAACAACAUUUGGUACCGCAAGUUCAACUUCAGCAAGCGAAACAUCCUCCCCACUAUCAACUCCACCUACCUCAAGAACUGCGUCUAUGAUGCCCAGACUGAUCCCUUCUGCCCCAUCUUCCGUUUAGGGAAAAUAGUUGAAGCUGCAGGGCAGGACUUCCAGGAAAUGGCUGUGGAGGGUGGAGUGAUGGCACUGCAGAUCAACUGGGACUGCAACCUGGACAGAGCUGCUUCCCACUGUGUGCCAAAGUAUUCCUUCCGGCGCCUCGACAACAAGGACUCUGCCCACACCGUCUCACCCGGCUACAACUUCAGGUUUGCAAAAUACUACAGGAAUAGUGAUGGCACUGAAUCACGGACACUUGUCAAAGCUUAUGGCAUCCGCUUUGAUAUCAUAGUGUUUGGAAAGGCAGGAAAAUUUGAUGUCAUUCCUACCAUGAUUAACAUCGGCUCUGGCUUAGCGCUGUUUGGUGUGGCAACAGUGCUGUGUGACAUUGUUGUUCUGUAUUGCAUGAAGAAGAGAUACUUCUAUCGGGAGAAGAAGUACAAAUAUGUGGAGGAUUAUGAACUGGGAGUUGGUGACACAUAUGGAACAGACCCCUGAGCUCCUGGUGCUGCAGGACCAACUGCUGCUCUAAAGCGCUGCUGGGAACAUUUCUUGACCCUGCCAUGAGACCACCCCCUCCCUGCUGGAAGUGGGGAACCAAACUGAGAAAGGGACAAUCUUCACUACUCUUUACUACUUGGGAGCCAGUCCCAGGGUGAACAACUGGGUCUGCUCCUUGUCUGCUGUCUUUCCAGGUUAUUUGCACUAAACACAGAGGGAAAACUGUACUUUAUGCCAGACCUCUGCACUGGCUGAGCCUGGGACAGAGACAGCUCUGGCAUCAUCAUUUUGCCAGUCCUGUCCCUGAGCUCACUGAUAGCAGAGGGCACAGGACAAAAGGCACAGAUUCUUCCUUAGAUUGAUCAUUGCCAUUGCCAGGAGGUGCCUAACCUUGGGACAGCAGCUCCUUGCUGUUGUCACUUUUCUUUCCCUGAAGGAUUGUGAACAUUAGCUGAGCCAGUACCUACUAUUUCACUGGGGUUUUCAAGCUCCAGUGGCCACGGACCAAGAUGAAGCAGAGUCUGAUUCCAUUGUGCUGUGAUAAAUGGCUUACUGGUUACAGAACUUUUCUUCUGUUUUGUCUAAUUUUUAUGCUCUUACUUUAAAAUUUACUUUAAUAAAAUACUACCUUCCCUCAGCCCUCUUGAAGUUCUGCA
Messenger RNA from Zonotrichia leucophrys gambelii, 1943 nucleotides. RefSeq names its product purinergic receptor P2X 4 (gene P2RX4). Gene Ontology annotation, biological process: calcium ion transmembrane transport; response to ATP. Gene Ontology annotation, molecular function: purinergic nucleotide receptor activity; extracellularly ATP-gated monoatomic cation channel activity; ATP binding. The record is from RefSeq and is a predicted model, not a curated record. The transcript is spliced from 12 exons. Lineage: Eukaryota; Metazoa; Chordata; Aves; Passeriformes; Passerellidae. Bases 115 to 1284 code for a protein of 389 amino acids. Gene Ontology annotation, cellular component: plasma membrane; nuclear inner membrane.